Penicilliopsis zonata CBS 506.65 is the source of this 600-nucleotide messenger RNA. RefSeq lists its product as hypothetical. The transcript is spliced from 2 exons. The record is from RefSeq and is a predicted model, not a curated record. Bases 145 to 513 code for a protein of 122 amino acids. Lineage: Eukaryota; Fungi; Ascomycota; Eurotiomycetes; Eurotiales; Aspergillaceae.
GCAAGAUAUGAUGGAAUGGCUUCUUUAAUAUAUUGAUCCUACCAUAAUCUGAUUACUCCAUCCACCACUUUAGAUCCUAGUCAACCAUCACCGAUUUGAUUCUCUUAUAAUCCAUCUAAACAGUCAUCCAAAUAGCUAACCAACAUGAAGAUCCUCUCCCUCCUUUUAUUCUUCAUCGCCCUGGCCGCUGCUACUUCCCUGGCCAAUCCCGAUCCGGGCCUCUCCCUCCUACCAAGAGGCAGCCAUGGAGGCCACUCAGAUGGCGACAGUGACAGCUCCAGUAGCAGCUCCAGUAGCAGCUCCAGCUCUACUUCCAGCUCCGAUGAUGAUGGCUCGGAUGGUAGCAGCAGCAGCAGUUCUUCUACCAAGCAUCAUAAGAGCAGUAGUAACUCACACAAGAAUUCAACCACCUCCGAUGCGAAUAUUACCCUGGGAACCGCGGCGACCGCGGCGCGAUAUGCCACCAUCGCGAGUUUUCUCCUGGCCGCUGGAGUGAUGGCCUGGGCGUUGUGAGGGAUCAACAGGGAUGGAUAUACGUAUAUGGAUAUAGCAAGGAAUUAUUGUUUAGUCUAUAUUGAAAGUAAUAAUCAUCAACGCUGU